AUGUGGGAGAUGGGAGGUGGGAGAAAGGAGGCAGGUUGCCCGCUUGCAUCGCGACAUGCCGCGUUCCGUCCAACGACGCUAUUCCUGCAAUGGAGUGGACUUGGUCGCCAUCCCAGCAAGGCAGCCUCCUCGCCGUCCUUCUUGGCGGCGCCCACUUUAACGGGCUUGACCCCGCGAUUCGCUGCUGCGCGCAUGCAACAGCCGCCGCUUCACGCUCCCCUAUUCGCCAACAGGCCACCAAGUCAAAGUGUCCAGGUCUGGCGGUGUAGCCUGAAUGAUGGGAGGGAGGUGGAGGAGGAGGAGGAUGGGGCCCGAAAAACCCAAGAGAUCUUUCCUCCCUCCUGGUCGAGUCUCUUCCAUGAUUUUAAAGUUGGCAGCAGCGUGGGAGGGUGUCGGCAUCAGGACGGCGGUACGCGUUGGGAGACCACCAGGGCAGCCAUUGACGUCCCAGCACAUACCCCGACUGCAGCCCUUCAUAUUCGACAAUUUCCAUGGCGUUCAUUCGCCGCUGCUAGCACGCCGGGGCACCCCCAACCCGAUCAGAGGAUGUUGUCUGCCCUACUCCGACCCUUUCAGGGUAUCACCUCCCAAGUCGGGGGUUCCACGGACCCCGAGCAAGACGUUGCAUCCCGCCCUUCUGUCGCCGAAUACCGCAGUCACCUUCAUGCCACCGCCGACUUCACCGAGGCCGACGACGACGAUGAGGAGGAAUCCAACGAUGGUGACAGGUCCCGCUACCCGGCCGAGGGACGCCCGGUGGAGGACGAGGAUGGCCCGGCUCGGCCUACCGGGCUCUUACCCCUCUUCACCGCCAACCAGCUAGAUACGCUCCCGAUAUACAGCAUGACCCACGCCAUCCGCAUUAUUGUUCAAACGAGGACCGAAACCACGCUGAGCUGGGAACAGCUCAGGUCCCCGCAGGUGUCGCAGUUUCUCGUCAAGCCGAUGCUGCAGCAGAUUCGCACCCAACAUUUUUGUCGAGGCACCCUCUACGCUCUGUUAGCAAACUGUCUCCAAUUUGAGAAGGAGGGCCAGUUGUACCCUGGAAACGCCGGCACAAGUGCCACCCGGGCGAAGGUGUGCGAACUUCUGGCUGUCAAGCUGCUCAAGGAGUACACGACCCGGGAGCUUAUCGAUGCGCUCUGUUACGACUUCUACCCCCUCCAGGGCAUCCCAGGUUCGCAGACACCUCUCGCGCCAGGGGGGCGACCAAAGCCGGCGACUCUUCGGACCUCAGCCAUCGAGGUCGCCAUCCGAGCCUCCGCCAAGCAGUUCCUUUCUCACCCCUUGGUGACGCAGCAACUCGAAGCCAUCUGGAACGGCGCCAUUAGCUUCUCUUCCCCCAGAGAGGAGCCCCAGCACCAGAGCUCCGUGCCGAGUGCGACAGGGAGUAACCAGUCGCGGCGCCAAAGCACUGUUCGUACCCCGUUACUGGGUGAUCAGCGGGCUAAAGAGGAACCGCUUCGGUCUCAGUCAUUCGCCGCUGGCCGGCGGUCUGUAACCCUAUACAACCCAAGGACUGCUUCUAUUUUUAGGCUCUCCCGGCUUCGUGUGCCCCGCUACCGGCGACUCUUCUCAACCUGCUCUCUCAUGAUCUUGAUAUCUCUAUUCCUCGCCGUGUUGAGCCAGAGAUCGAGCAAGAUCACCAGCUUAGAGCUGCUUUUCUGGUUUUGGAGUGCCGGUUUCAUGCUCGACGAGCUCGUCGGGUUUAACGAAGAAGGCUUUUCGUUUUACGCUAUGAGCUUCUGGAACAUCUUCGACCUUGGCAUAUUGCUCCUGCUGAUCGUUUACUACUGCAUGCGCAUAUACGGCGUGUUUCUUCUUGAUCCUCACCAAUGGAAUCAAAACGCGUACGAUGUCCUUGCUGUGAACGCCAUCCUUUUGCUUCCGAGGAUAUUCGGCGUGCUCGACCACUAUCGCAACUUCUCCAGGCUUCUGAUAUCGCUCCGGCUUCUCGCGGUAGACCUGGCUGCAGUCUUUAUGCUCGUGCUCAUCGGAUUUAGCGGCUUCUUUGUCUUCUUUGCGUUCUCCAAGAACCAAGAUGACCCUCCAGCGGUAGCCUACAAGAUGUUUCAAGUGCUCAUGGGAUUCACCCCAUCUGCAUGGGAGUUGUGGCCGUCCUACAGCUGGAUGGGCAAGUUGUUGAUGGGGCUGUUCCUUGUCAUCAGCCACUUCAUGAUCAUCUUCAAUUCUGCCAUCAAUACCAUUUCGAUGGCGAAGAAUGACGCGCUUUUCUCCUACGUAGCCCCGGGCAACAUUUUCGCUUGGGCUCUCAUGCCGCUACGAUAUUGCAUGAGCAUGGGGCAGUAUGUGCGGUUCAACCGCGCCGUGAUCAAAACCACACACUUCCCGCUGCUCCUCUGCAUAUUUUGUUACGAGAAACUCUUCCUCGCGCCCGAAAUGUACGAGGCAACGGAUCUUGUUGAUAGACUGCGCGGCCGUCCGCAUGCGUUCUCGGACCCCGGCGUCUUCAGCCCUAGCGCCCGAGUUCGCGAGGAAUCGGUGGUUGGCUAUCAAAAGGAUCAGGCGCUGGAAGAAGUGUUCCGGCGCGUCCCGGAUAUGAGGACGCAAAGACGGACCGAGCGACGGAGGACACAAACGGAAAUCCGGAGCUGGAUGGACCAGUAUGAAGGGGGGCUCAACUCGCCGCAGAACUAUUCAACCAUCGACAGCAGGAUAGGCAGUGACUGGCUGAGAAGGCUAAGCAUGAACCGAGAGCGGCCGUCAAGGUUCCCAAAGCACUACUCGGACAUCAGGUCAACGGCGAGUGACCCUGCCGAUUUUAUCUUGGAUGCUCCCUACCCAAUGGCUCCCGCCGUCUACGACGACGGUAUUGCCCGGCGGGAUUACGCUUUCGAGGUGAAGGAAAAUACGGACGCGGAUGGGGAUGACGAGCUGGUCACCAAUGACGAGGAUGAAGGAGAUGACAUGACAAACGCCAUGGACGAUCUCGGCCCGGUGAGGGAGGAUGUCAUCGACGAGGACUACUUUACAACCCCGGUUGCCCCCCGGUUCGCGGCCGCUGAGUUACCCGUCGAUUCCCCCCGCCCGACAACCUCCCGGCGAGUACCGCUUCACACGCGAACACUGUCGACCAACACGAUCCUCUAUGCCCCCGAGGAGUCCCAGACGUACAGCUCCUCUUCUGCCUCGGCCCGGCCCUUCUCCCGCCCUCUCAGCACACGCCACACACCCAUCGCCACCCCCCUAACACCAGGCGCCGGCCGCCGCUCCCCACGCCGCGCCCUCUACCUCGCCUCCCGCCCGCGUUCCAUGAUCCAACCGUCGACGGCACCUCACCGCAGCACCGGGGGGCUAACACUAGACAUCCCCAACACCGGACCGGGCAACGGCCUGCCCCCAGCCCGCCGGCGUUCCCUCGCGGACCUACUCAUGACGCCCACCGCGGGCGUCCACAACGACACACCCACCAGGGACAGAGACAGGGACAGGGAGAGGGACGCGCUCAGCCAAGACGACGCGCGCAGCAAUAGCACCGAUGUAGACAGACAAAUGCUCGCGCGCAUGCAGUCCCUCGAGGCGAGCUUGGGCCACAUGGUGCGCGAGAUGCGUACCCUAACAGGAGCUCCGGGUGGUGGCGGUGGCGGUGGCAGGCGCCGCAAGUCGGUCCCAGGUUUGGCUGCCGCGUGGAAUUCGGACGAGGGCAUUGUCGCGGCGGGCGCUGCGAAUGCGCGCUCGUCGUGGGGACGCCAUCAUGCCCAGCAGCAGUAUCAGCAGUACCAGCAGCAACUGUAUCAACAACAUCAGCACCAGCAGUAUGCGGACAGGGGGCGGGUGGUGGUAGGGUCGGAUCCGAGCUCGGUUUCGGGGCCGGCGCUGAUCGAGGUUGCUGCUGGGCGGGAGAGGGAUGUGGACAGAGAUAGGGAGAGGGAGAGGUUGGGGUUGAGUGGAGGAGGGAGCAGGCGGAUCCGGGCUGUUGUUGGGGGAGGAGGAAGUGGUGGUGGUGGUGGUGGUGGGACUGGUGGGUAUGCUGCAACUACGCCCACGGUGAGAAAAUCUGCGACGAUGACGCCCGGAAGGAGGGCUGGUAUUUGGCGGAGUCCGAGGGGUGAGGGACCCGGCGCUGCUGGGCUGGGGAUCAAGGGCACGGUGGGAGGGAAGGAGAAGGAGAAGGGGAAGGGGAGGGAAAAGGAGAGGGAGAGGGCGGGUGCUAGUCCCCGCACGGAGAUGGGACUGUCGCCGCCGGGUCGGGACGAUGAGGAGGGGGUUUCUACGAAGGGCCUAUCGCUCUAG
Chaetomium globosum CBS 148.51 is the source of this 4254-nucleotide messenger RNA. RefSeq lists its product as uncharacterized. The coding region runs from base 1 to 4254 and encodes 1417 amino acids. The record is from RefSeq and is a predicted model, not a curated record. The transcript is spliced from 5 exons. NCBI's taxonomy places the organism in Eukaryota, Fungi, Ascomycota, Sordariomycetes, Sordariales, Chaetomiaceae.